Penicillium macrosclerotiorum is the source of this 1272-nucleotide messenger RNA. RefSeq names its product major facilitator superfamily domain-containing protein. NCBI's taxonomy places the organism in Eukaryota, Fungi, Ascomycota, Eurotiomycetes, Eurotiales, Aspergillaceae. Gene Ontology annotation, molecular function: transmembrane transporter activity. The record is from RefSeq and is a predicted model, not a curated record. The transcript is spliced from 4 exons. Bases 1 to 1272 code for a protein of 423 amino acids. Gene Ontology annotation, biological process: transmembrane transport.
AUGUUAUGCGUGUAUCAGCUAGUUCCCAAGACCCAUUUUGCGGCCUAUAGUGGCAUGGUAUCAGUGACGAUCGCGCUUGCAACCAUUGCUGGGCCUAUUGUUGGGGGAGCUCUUGGUAAAGAUACUGCUUGGAGAUGGUUAUUUUACAUGAAUCUUCCUCCAGGGUGCAUAGCUAUGAUACUAGCAGCUAUCUCAAUGCCACCCCAUUUCUCUCGACGAUUUACUGGACUCGAUUUAUCAACAAAGUCGGGCAUGCAGUUCAUGUGGAACAUUGACCUCCCGGGUAUGUUUUUCUUGCUUGGGGGCUCACUUAUGCUGGUGACUGUGAUAGAUGAAACCAACAGUCAUUUUUCGUGGUCCUCUCCCACUGCUAUCAUUUUGGUCAUUAUGUCAGUGAUUUUCUGGGCUGGCUUUUUUGUUUGGGAAAUUCGAAUUUCCGACCCAGAAUUCCAGAUCCGGCCAGUAUUUCCAAAAACCUUUUUUUCCAACUUGCCCCUUAUUGGAAUUUUUUUAACCAGUUUUCUUGUUGGAGUUCCUUAUAAUUCUGUCAUUGUCUACUUGCCACAGCGCUUUCAAGUCAUUAUGGGAGACUCUGCUUUGAUGGCUGGUAUUCGUUUACUUGGAUAUUCUGGGGUCACUGCCUUCUCAUCGACAUUUGCCAUUGGUAUUAGCACAAAACUAAAGGUACCCUUUCUGCCCAUUCUCAUCGUGAGCGCGGUCAUCAAUCUUGCCGGAAUAGUGCUCUUAGCCACUCUUCCGACUUCGGCCGUCUUUCCUCCUUCCGGAUAUGGUUACGAAGUUCUUGCCGGCUGCGGCAUGGGAAUAGCAUAUGGAAUAUCGGUUUUUUCAGUUCCCUAUUUAUUGGACCUUAAGGAUCUCCAGGAAGCCUCAGGCAUUGUUGUUCAAAUGCGAUACCUUGGAAGCUCUGUUGGUGUAUCAAUUUCCUCAAACAUUUUCAAUGGGCGGUUGAAAAGCGGGGUGUCGAGUUUUCUCUCGAAAGAUGCCUACGAACGGCUACUCCACAAUGUUGAAUCUCUUUCAGAUCUCACACGCACAGAUCAGGCUCGAGUGCAAGAAAAUUUUGCUAAGAGCUAUAAGAUCCAAUUCCAGGUUCUGAUCGGGUUUGCAAUAGCACAGCUUGCUGUUGCGUUUCUACUGCUCAAAAGAGGGAAACAAACAAGACCGCUGGAUCUUGCGAGUAAAGGAAUGACAGCUUCGCACAAUGGCGGUACUGCUGGUAACAAGCAGCACAUCAACAACAAUCCGCGAUGA